Sphenostylis stenocarpa is the source of this 828-nucleotide messenger RNA. NCBI's taxonomy places the organism in Eukaryota, Viridiplantae, Streptophyta, Magnoliopsida, Fabales, Fabaceae. The record is from the annotation of a GenBank genome assembly.
AUGCAGAUUCUUCAAUGGGUCUCUAAAGGUCCAAAUCAUCAUCAAAUAGGGAGGAGUAACAUUGCUUCUUCCAACUACUGCAAAACAAUAAGAGAUAAAAGGGCUAAAGGAAAAGAUGUACUCACACUUAGGCAUCAUAGGGCGUAUCGAGGAACAAAGGGAAUCGAAGGGAGGAAACUUGGCAGCAAGAAUUUAAAGCUGUUUAUCUUCAUGUGUGGGAAAGAUAUCCCAAAGGCUUGUUUUUACAGAACCCUCAACAUAAACAGAAUAGAAAACUUGAACAGAAGGAGGAGAAGGAGCUUCAUUCGCUCAGUGCAUAUGAAGAGAGAAGAGUUAUCUGAAGGAGUAGGAAUUUCUGAGAAAACAGAUUUUGUUGCCCAUGUAAGAAACAAGGUUUUGCCCAUAUCUGAGGAUUCAUUCUCCAAAACAACUAAAAGAAAUGAACAAUAUUGUUUCAAUGCUGAACCAAAGGAUCCAACUAAUGGUAAUAAUAGAAAGAAGCCACCCAUUUCAAGAAUGAAAGAGCUACUUAGAAGAGUUGCUUCAACAAAAGAAGACAAAGUAGAAGAACUCUAUGAACAAAAGGUUUUACAAUAUAGAAGAGAAGGAAACAUGGGAGAAUUUCCAGAAGAUGAUGAAUGUAGCAGUGAAUCACCGAAGAUCAGUUUCACGUGGGAUGUUGAUACUCCUUCUGCUCUCUCAAUGGCUACUUUCUCUGAAAAUGUUGAAACCAAGAUUUCACAUUCACAAAUUUGCAUCCCUCGCAACACUUGCAGAAAAGAAAACUGGAUCACCACAGAUUCUGAAUUUGUGGUGCUGGAACUGUGA